Eruca vesicaria subsp. sativa (arugula) is the source of this 2726-nucleotide messenger RNA. The record is from the annotation of a GenBank genome assembly. NCBI's taxonomy places the organism in Eukaryota, Viridiplantae, Streptophyta, Magnoliopsida, Brassicales, Brassicaceae.
CGCUUCUCCGCUUCUCCGCACAUCCAUCUCAGGAGGAAAAAAAAAGAUGGCGACUUCGCGGUUACAGAUGGAAGGAGAUGACUCUGUACUUCUCCACGUAACUCACUCCAACCUCAAGAGCUUCGCUGCCGAUGUUCGUUUCUCACCGCAAAUGAAUGUGGAAGCUGUGAAAGAAAAGUUAUGGAAAAAAUGUGGGACAUCUGUAAAUGCUAUGGCUUUAGAGCUUUAUGAUGAAAGUGGCUCCAAAGUUGGAGUGCUUAGUGAUGAUUCAAGACCUCUCGGUUUCUACUCUCCAUUUGAUGGGUUUCGGUUACACAUUAUUGAUCUUGACCCUUCCUCGGUCACAACUGGAGGUUGGCUUGAAGAUACGUCUUUGGUUGAGAAGUAUACUAUCUCAGAAGAGGACUAUGCUAAACGAACUGACAGUUAUAGGAAAUUUAAAGAGAAAAGAGCGUCUCAGAAUCCGGUUGCUGCUUCUGAGGUUAAGACGAAGGAGGACUUCAUGGAAGAUCUAUGUGCAAAUAUCAAGGUGGGAGAUAGAUGUCAAGUUGAGCCCGGGGAGAAAAGAGGAGAGGUCAAAUAUGUUGGACGAGCAGAGUCGUUGGGUCCUGGCUAUUGGGUUGGAAUCCAGUAUGAUGAACCCCUUGGCAAACACGAUGGCAUGGUGAAAGGAACAAGACUAUUUGAAUGCCCUCAGCUUCAUGGUGGUGUGGUCCGGCCAGACAAAGUAAAGGUUGGUGAUUAUCCCGAAAGAGACCCCUUCGAGGAAGAUGAAAUAUAAGCUUUUCAAACCAGCGAAAGGAGUUUGAAAGAUUUGCUUUGUAUUUGCUUUUUUUACCUCUUGUUUCGGAUUUUAAAAGAGUUUGUGAAAAUACUCAAUGCAAUAACACUUAUUAGUACUUAAACUUUGAUGAAGAAUAAUAACUACUAUUCUUAUAUCUCACAAGAAUUCAGGUUAUGAUAUACACAAUUAUCCAAGAGCAUGCAGUUGCAGAUAUCCAGUUUCUGCUGGUCCUCCUUAGUCUCUAUCUUUCACCAAAUUGUUGAUCAUCUUAGCAAGAGGAACAGUUCCCUUUGUCAUGAUCUCAAACCUUGAGGUAUUUGAAGCAUGCGAGAAAAGCGACAACCCAAAGACCAAUAACUCCGGAAGAAAUAACCUCGACGACAAGAAACCAUGCCAGUAACGCGGUUCCAAAUCAAAGAACGCAUCAAAGAACCUCCUAGUAGCAUCCAAAUCAAGCUUCAGCAAAAUAUCCAUCCCAAAACAAAAAAACUCCCUCUGUCUCCUCCUCUCAAUAGGCCACAAGUCUCUCCACACCUCAGCUGACAACUCAUCACCUUUCCUAUCCCCAAGAUACCUCACUAUAGCCUGUGCAACUAUAGGAGCAGCUGCAAGAGUCCUAGCUACCAUGUAACCAGUAGAAGGAUGAACCAUUCCCGCUGUACCACCAAUGCCAACAACACGUUGAGGCAAAACUGGUAAAGGACCGCCCAUAGGGAUCACACAACGCUCAUCUUCCUCAAUACGCUUCACGUUGAUCCCCAAAUGUUUCAGCCUAGCAACCAUUCUCUCUUGGAUAUCUUCCAUCCUCAGACCUGGCCUAGCAACAAGAGACGUCUCUUCAAGAAAGAUUCUGUUUGAAGAAAACGGCAUUGCGUACAAGAACGUAGGGAUCUUGCUGUUCCGUUCUUUAAGCUCAGGAUACGAGUCAAGAUGCUUAUCUCUCCAAUCCAUGAACACCAUCUUAUCCACAUCAAACGGGUGACCAUCAACUUCAGCAAUGAUCCCAUAAGCUACUUGAUACCCAGGGUUAUAAGGUUUGUCAUACUUCACCAAGCAUCUAGAAAAGCCAGUAGCAUCAAGAACAACAGAAGCUUGUAUCUUCACACCAUCACUGCAAACCACAGUGGAGUUCACCUCCUCAUGAACCACGUUAGUAACCUUAGCUUGAUGAAACUUAACACCAUUGGUAAUACACUUCUGAAGCAUCUUGGAUUUGAGCUGUUUACGGUUAACCCUCCCAUAAGGCCGGCUUAGAUCCUUCGUGGCGCCUUCAUUGAUAUAGACAACAGCACCGGACCAAGUGGUGUCAAGGCAAUCUAGUAAGUCCAUGGCUUCAAACUCAUCAACCCAAACUCCAUAGUUGUUAGGCCAAAUGAGUUUGGGAGAAGGAUCAAUGGAGCAAACAGAGAGUCCUGCCUCGGAGACCUGCUGAGCCACGGCUAAACCAGCAGGGCCACCACCGACAAUAGCUAAAUCAACAACUUUGUUCAGGGAAGUAUCGUAUAAAGGAAGCUCAAAGUCAAGAUUCUCCUUCUUGGUUUCAGGAACAAGAUCCAAAAGAGCACUACUAGUACUACUACUACUAACUUUGAUUCCCCUUUUCUUCACACCAAGCUUAACCUUUGAAGGGUUUGGUCCAUUUAAUCUCUCAAUUCCAUGAAACUGAGGGAUGAAAAAUUCAAGCUUGUUGGGUGUUCUCAAAAGAGUAUCCAUUGAAACAAAGAAAAAACUUAACUUUUAGAUAAUUCAAGAUCACCUACAUGAAACAAGAGGAAAGAUAAGAGUCUGAGAUCCCCUAGUUGAAAGAGAUUAAGAGAGAAUAAGAGAGUUGGUGAAAAGAAACACCACAGAGACUUACCCAGAAGCAUUAAGCUUCAUGGAGAUUGGAGAUGUAGACUAUUAUCUUCUUACAGAGAGAGAGAGAUGAGAGAGUUUGUGUCUG